Messenger RNA from Engraulis encrasicolus (European anchovy), 2299 nucleotides. Its product is annotated as zinc finger protein 501-like. Gene Ontology annotation, biological process: regulation of gene expression. Gene Ontology annotation, cellular component: nucleus. The transcript has 2 exons. The record is from RefSeq and is a predicted model, not a curated record. Bases 147 to 1607 code for a protein of 486 amino acids. Lineage: Eukaryota; Metazoa; Chordata; Actinopteri; Clupeiformes; Engraulidae.
ACUAAUGUUGAGGAAUCCCACAUUGGCUUUCUUGCUACAUUACAGUGAAGUUGACCACAUUGUAACUUUAACUUUAACUUAAUAUACAGCUGACAAGUGACCUAAAAGUAACUGUGGUCUGGCUUUAAGCCAAGAACAGAACUGAAAUGUCGUCAGAAACUGCGGCAUCUGUGAAAGAGGAGACAAAAGAAGAGGAUUUUGAUGACUUCUUAUACUCUUACAUACAUGCCAAACAAACAGUGGAUGUGAAGCCUGAACUGCAACAAGACUUCAAAAUGGAAGUGGACGAGUCGCCUAUCAUUUCUUGCCAAGAUUUUGUAAACACCACAAAGGAUAUGAAGGAAGAAGGGAAGGAAGAGGAAUAUGAUUUUGUAAACACCACCGGGGCAAUAAAGGAAGAACUGAAAAAAGAGGAAGAGGAUUUUGUAAACAUCAGCAAGGACAUCAAGGAAGAACAGCAAGAAGAAGAAGAUGCUGGGCAGUGCAGUAAAGCUGGAUCUUCUGAAAAAUGUGAUGUUGACCGGAUCCAGUCUAAUGGAAGAGAAAAUACAGAUGAAAACAUUCAUCAAAUACACAGCUUUCAGUUACCUGACUGUGAAAAGAGCUUUCCUAGGAUGGCAACUCUCAAGAGUCAUCAGACGAUCCACUCUGGGGAAAAGCCAUUUCAGUGCUCUGACUCUGGAAAGAGUAUUCGUCUAAAGGGCAGUCUGAAGUCACACCAGAUGAUUCAUUCAGGGGAAAAUCCAAAUCCAUACCAGUGCUCUGACUGUGAAAAGAGCUUUCCUAACAGGUAUAAGCUCAAGAAACACCAGAUGGUUCAUUCAGGUGAAAGGCCAUAUCAAUGCUCUGACUGUGGAAAGGGUUUUAGACAGAUGUUCCGCCUCAGGGAACACCAGAUGGUCCAUACAGGGGCAAAACCUUUUCAGUGCUCUGACUGUGAAAAGAGCUUUACUACCAGGGCUGCUCUCAAGAAACACCAGGUGGUUCAUUCAGGGGAAAGGCCAUUUCACUGUUCUGAUUGUGGAAUGAGUUUUAGUCAAAAGCACACUCUGAAGUUACACCAGGUGGUUCAUUCAGGGGAAAGGCCAUUUCACUGUGCUGAUUGUGGACGACGAUUUAAACGAAUGGUCAAUCUCAAAACACACCAGAUGAUUCAUUCAGGGGAAAAGCCUUUUCUGUGCUCUGAUUGUGGAAAGGGUUUUAGUCAAAAGCAGACUCUGAAGUUACACCAGAUGGUUCAUUCAGGGGAAAGGCCAUAUCAGUGCUCUGAUUGUGGAAUGAGUUUUCGUAAAACGAGCAAUCUCAAGUCACACCAGAGGGUUCAUUCAGGGGAAAAGCCAUUUCAGUGCUCUGUCUGUAAAAAAUGCUUUGAACAGAUGGUCAAUCUCAAGUUACACCAGAUGAGUCAUUCAGGGGAAAAGCCAUAUCACUGCUCUGACUGUGAAAAGAGCUUUCGUUACAGCUCUACUCUCAAGAAACACCAGAUUGUUCAUUCAGGUGAAAGGCCUUUUACAUGCCAUCACUGUGGAAAGGGUUUUUCUCAAAAAAACAAUCUUAAGACCCACCAAAAAAACAAUUGCAGAGGCAAACACAGGGUAAUGCAGUAGACCUAAAUGAAGAAUUUGUUGCAAAAUGAGUUCUACCUUUUUUUCUGCUUUCACAUUUUUCUAGGCGUAUUUGAAGAGACUGGUCAGAUGUGUGAUUCCUGGCCAUUCAAAUAUUUUGAGAACAUGCUUUUAAACCUAUAUAAAAUACAUGUUGAAAUGCAAUGCCCAAUACAAGAAUGUCAAUUUCUCAAAAUAUUCCAAAAUGGAUAUAAGUCAUUUUGCUACAAAACUCUUAAAAUGUCAAUGCAGUCCUGCAUACAAAAAAACAUUUAUAUUGACAAAGAACAAAAAACGGAAAUUACUUUUACUGCUGUGUAAAUGGUAUGCCAGUGUUUUAAGUGUAGACAUUACAUUGCAUCACAUUUAGCUGACACUUUUAUCCAGAGCAAUUUACAAAUAUUACAGGUUAUUGGCUACAGUUCUUGGGGUGAUGUAGGGUUAGGUGCCUUGCUCACAGGCACUUCAACCAUAGAGGGAGGAAGGGAUUGCUAAGGGUGGGCAUUGAACCCACAACCCUGUGAUCAAAAGUUCAAGUUCAUAACCAUUACACCAUGGCUACCCCGACUGAAUGUAAAUGAAAUACAUGAAACUCGUGAGAGUUCAUACUUGGAAAAUGUUGAUAUGCUGUACGAAGGCCCAAAUGUUCCUUAUGAAGCAAACUAUAAAAUAAAGAAUGCAAUGGUCUGGUUUAA